Messenger RNA from Nothobranchius furzeri (turquoise killifish), 1353 nucleotides. RefSeq names its product centromere protein K (gene cenpk). NCBI's taxonomy places the organism in Eukaryota, Metazoa, Chordata, Actinopteri, Cyprinodontiformes, Nothobranchiidae. The record is from RefSeq and is a predicted model, not a curated record. Gene Ontology annotation, biological process: kinetochore assembly; mitotic sister chromatid segregation. Gene Ontology annotation, cellular component: nucleus.
AGCAACUUCCCAUCAGCCUUUGCGCCGUCGUAGUCAUGACGUCAUCAGACGAGGCGGUAUUUUGAAAGAAAGCUAGCGCCUGCUCGUCUCCGAGUGGCUAAAAAAGUGCACUUUUUAUGAACAUGGGUGAGGUGAGAUCAGAGGGGGAGGCAGAAGCCCGGCUAUCCGAUGCCGCUCAGACUGAGCUGAUGGAUCUUUGUGAGAAACAGUUCAACCGCCUGGAGGAGCUUCAGAAUGUCGUGUUACUCAGUGACUCAGAAUUUCCUCCUGAUCAGCAUGCCCUAAACCGACUGAUUGCAACUGAAGCAGAAGUGAAGCAGUGGCUGUUGAUGGAGUCGAGCUCGCUGCCUACAAAUUCGGAAAUUUUACGUCAAGCUGUAAAAGAAGAGAUGCUCAAGCUGUGCUCCGAACUCGAGAUGGUCGUCUCUUGUUGUGAAGCCAGGAGAAACAAGCUGAAAGAGACUAAAGAGCUAGAACAGAAAUGGCUGGAGGAGAAGAAACAGGUGCUACUAGUGGCUAAAAACCACACUGAACGACUUAAACGGGAACAGGAGUCUUUGUCAGGGCACAGCAUCCUGCUGGAGAUCAAGGAGAAGAUCAGGAAGGUGAAGGAAUAUCAUGAAAAGCUGAUGGAGUGUCUGGGGGACGUCCUGGAGACACACGUCCCUCUCCCUACAUACGAGUCCACUUCCAGCAAGAGGAAGAAGAGCGUUGCUCAUGAGUUCAGCAAGGGCCUGCUUUCACUCAGUGACAUCCUGGAGAUUCUUAUGAACAAGAUCCUGACGGAAGCACACGACCCCUACGUCCUGAUAGACCACACCUUCUGGCCACCGUACGUAGAGCUGCUGCUCCGACAUGGGAUUGCUGUGAGACACCAGGAGAACAAGUUAAAGAUCCGCCUUGAAAAGUUUUUCUAAAGUUUUUAUCUUGUUUUAUUUCAAUGUUAGUAUUCUUGUACCAUAGUUGUAAAGCAUGUUUUAAAGUCACUCUUUUAGGUGCAGAAAUAAUGAGAUGUUUAUAUGCAUGGUUUUAGAAAGGGUCCAGUUCUUUCCUUUUUUAUGUUUUUCUCUCAUGGUCGUUGUGUUUAACCUGCUUUUUUAUCGUUUUCCAGCGGAAGUCGACACCGGCCUUAUUUAGUUCUGGAUUUAACUAGAUUUGUUAUUGUUUGGUGUUUAUUGAGUUAAGAAAACGCAUGCUUUGUAUAAUAGGUCUUAACUAUUUUUAAAUGAAUCUUAAUUUUUAAGUUUCAUACUUUUAAUGUGACUAAUUGGCUAAAAUGAUCCCUAACACCCCACUGUUUUAUAUGUACAUGUUCAUAUUUGAUUCUUUUGUUGAAUAAACUUGUGAAUUUCA